UUUCCUUCUCACUAGUCUCUUGUUCUGGGGUUUAGCUAUAAAAGCAGAGAGUUUCUGAAGAGACGACACCCUUCAAAGAGCUGCAAACUCAUCAGAAUCAUCUAUUGAGCGUUAACUCCACAACUGACCCAAUCAUGAGCAAAAAUUACCUGUCCAAGUAUGAUGAGAUGCGUAAGGGGGACUACCUAAUGUCCAACAACCAUGAGUGGAAGGCCUGUUUUCAGGAGGACGGUAACUUUGUGAUCUACGGCUGGAAGCCCAUGUGGAACUCGGACACCGUGGGCCAGCGAGACGCCUACCGUCUGUGCAUGCAGGAUGACUGCAACUUUGUCAUGUACAAGAGGGAUAACAAGAUGCUGUGGCAGACCAAGUGCCCGGCGUCUGGCGGGUUCAAAAUGUGCCGCAUGUGGCUGAGGAACGACGGCACCCUGGUGAUUGAGAGGGAUGGAGAGGAGGUGUGGUCUUCUGCUCAGUCUAAGGGAUUCAAGCAGUGAAGGAAGAGCCUGCAGCUCCACACAGGAACAGUUCAUGCCCAUCAUACUUAUCCUUUCCAUCUGUGCUGUAUGACCAUCUCUGUUCAAUAAAAGAGCAAUGAAAAUAAGCUGUG
Messenger RNA from Esox lucius (northern pike), 607 nucleotides. Its product is annotated as mannose-specific lectin. The coding region runs from base 135 to 494 and encodes 119 amino acids. NCBI's taxonomy places the organism in Eukaryota, Metazoa, Chordata, Actinopteri, Esociformes, Esocidae. The record is from RefSeq and is a predicted model, not a curated record. The transcript is spliced from 3 exons.